AAUUCAACCCCAAUGUGAGUGAUGUUUUGGCGGCAAGCGACGAAUACCCUGAGCUGACGGCGAUGAUGCUGACCGUCACUGUGCACUCAGCCCAAUUUCUGCCCAAAAUGACAGCACUCGACGGCAUGCUGAACUCACUCACCAAACCACUGCGCAGCAAGGACAAGGCCGACGCCAAACCCUACUUCAAG
Messenger RNA from Sphaeroforma arctica JP610, 191 nucleotides. RefSeq lists its product as hypothetical. The transcript is spliced from 3 exons. Lineage: Eukaryota; Ichthyosporea; Ichthyophonida. The record is from RefSeq and is a predicted model, not a curated record. The annotation marks the transcript as partial.